CACUGAUGGGAGACACCAGACAAAUCUCCAGUAACCAGCUCGAAGCCAUCCGCUUAACACCGCAUUCGAGUUGAGCUCUUCACAUUGAUCGCGACGUAUUCUCAACGAGAGAUAUAAACUCGCGAUCACAAUACAAACUCGUUUAUUUAACCGGGCCUUAAAAGAGACUUCAACAGUAGAUAACAACAGAAACCCUUUUAUUUAUAAAUAAGAUUUAUAAUAAGAAAUAUUGAUAGCUUUUAGGGUUAUACUACUAAAAAUAUUGUGAUUAAAAGGACAGUGACUAGCUAGUGUUAUAAAAAAUGGACUCGUUACUUCAGUACAGCAGUCUUACGGAAAGGCUUAGCUCGCAGUUACCAGAGCUAGCCUUUCCAGACGAUAAUAACAAUAACGAUGAUUUCGAAAGUAGUGUUCCUGCGAAAGAAGAUAAGUACUCUCUUCGGCCGAGAUCAAUGCGAAGAAUGACAGAAUCUGCUAAAGAAUCUCUCGGAGAAAUCACGCACCGGCAAAGUAAACCCCACAAGCCGAAACAGAAAGCAGCACCUUUGAGUAAAUAUAGACGAAAAACUGCAAAUGCCAGGGAGAGGAAUAGAAUGAGGGAGAUCAAUACAGCUUUCGAAACGUUGAGAAGAAUCAUCCCCCAUAUGCAAGCUACUCAUAUGCCGGGAACUAACGAGAAGCUAACAAAAAUCACCACCUUGAGGCUAGCUAUGAAAUACAUUUCGACACUGAGUGCUGCUUUGAAUGGAUCAACGGAAUUGGAGUCACUUUCAGACUAUAGUGAUUUCGAUUGUCUCUUCUUGGAGUCAGAUGGAGAAUCAAUAUCAGAUCAUUCAGGAUCGUUGCUUACGUCUCCAGAUUUUCCAGAACCUUCUUUAUCACCUGUAGAUUUUAGCGAUCCUUCUUUACCUGCGCUUCUGCAUACAGACUUUACCGAGCAUUCACUGGAGCAUGGCGAUUUUAGUGAUUUUUUGUUAACGUAACCCCAAGUGAGUCCUAUUAUUUCUAUUGUAUAGAUAGGUAAGAUUGAUUUUAUCACUUCCUUAUUUUUAACAAAGUUUUAAACGAAUUUCUAGACCAAUUGAUAAUAUAAGAUAUUAAAAAUAUUUCUUAAAAUCAAUUUUUUUAUUUUAAUGUUACUGGAAAGUUUAUGAAAGUAUUUCAAUACGUUAUUUAUUUGAGGACGUAAUUAACUACAGAAAAAACUUAAUUUGCAAUUUAAGUAUGAAAACUUGAAAAUUCUGUUCUGCAAACGGAAAGCGAUUUCUAAUAAUAAUUUGAUGCAAAGUUAAACUAUUAAAUGUAAUAUCAAUUAGAGGGAUCUUUUUAAAUAAUAUCUAAAAUGGUAUGCAGCUCAUUGAAAUAAGAUUUCACUCGGAAUUGCGAAUACAGGUAACUGAUUUUUUUAGUUAUUAUAUUAUAUAUUACCUAUAAAAAGAAAGCCUUCAGAACAUAUUUCAGUGUAUUUUUUGAGGUAUUAACAAUUUAGUGUAAAAAUGCCAUUUUUUCGAUUAUUUGCCUAUUAUUCCAAAGCUUAACAUUUUUGAGGUAAAAUUACAAAACUUUAUUUUUUAAACAUAAAAACGGUUUAAAAUGACGAUGUCUCAAAGUUGUAAAAUUAAUUUGUUGCUUCGAAAAGUACAAAAUAAGGCAAAAUCUUUAAUUCUCCUAUAACUGUCGUAAAAAGCAACCUAGAUAUUUGUUACUGUUACCCCAAGGCUGGGUAGAUAUUGUCUUCCCUAACAAUGCCUCAAAAUUUUAUAUCAAUCCAAUAAUUUUAUAGGUUGUAAGUCAUCUACUAAUUACAUCUACGGUACAAAUUACACAAAGAAAAAAAAUUGAUACCUACAUCUAGGGCUGUAAUAUCAUUUUCAAACAAUUUUUUAACUACACAUUGCUAUGGUCCAAGUCUGGCCAAUUUUUUCUUUGUUUGAGAAGAAACACAUAAGUAACCUAUAAAAUCAGACUAUUGAAUCUGCUCACAAUUUUCCAGAAUAGCUUUUUUAUUUUUUGAGAACGAUUUCCGAAGUGGAAAACGAAACGUCAAUAUUAGGCUCAACAUAACUGUAACUUAAUUCCAUAAAAACGUAAUAAUUCUUAUUACUUUUCUAUGAUCUGUAGUGAUAAAACCUUUUCUAACUCCUGCCUGUUCCUGGGCUGAGAGCUAUCCAGUUUGUUUAUUAGUCGUUAAGUAAUUAUUAUCUUCAGAAACAUCCUAUACCAAGACUGAUAAAAGUUUAAUGUGUUUAUAUACUAGAAUCACAAUAAUGCACUAGAGAUAAACAAACAAGGGGACGUUAAAGAUCACUGCGGAAUCAUGAUUUACAAUGUAUACAUUUUUUAACUCCUUAUUUGGGAUAUAAAAUAUAUAUUAUGCAAUGUAAGCCACGAUUCAGUAGUGCUCCUAGUAACAUUCAACGUCUCUUGGCUUGUUUAUUUCUAGUGCAUCUCUAUUGUGAUUUUAGUAUAGUUUUCUAAUUUAUAUUUAUUUGUACCUACUAUUGGUACUGUAAUGAUCACUUAUAAAUACUGACCUAUACUGUAUUCGGUUUUAAUUAACUACCUACCUGGUUUUUAAUAUAAAUCGAGUAUCAAAUGAAAAUAUUCAAAAAAAUACAAGAACAAGAACGAGUUAAGCAAAAUAGCUAAAAACCUUUUGAUAUAUUAAACGGGAAUAUCCUCUUUUAGCUUAAAAAUAUAUGAUUGGCGUAAGUAGAUAGGUUUUUGGACUUUUGUUCCUCAACUGUCUAACCUAAAUAAUGAAUAUCUUGAAAUUUUCCAAUUUUUCUAAUUUAUUAUCAUUUAAUGGUUGGUUUGCGUAAGGCCCCUAUUCCAAAUAAAAUGUUCUUCAAAGGAAAAGAAAAAUCGACUUCCUGAGAACUCUUUUCUUUGUCAUCUAAUUUAAAUUUAAAAUAGAUGACGUCUAUUAUUGAUAAGUUAAAUCUAGUCUGUAAUUUUUUUAAUGAUACCCAACUUUUUAUUUAUUUAUUUUUAUUCAUUUUUGUCUUGUUGUUUAUUUGUUUUAAGUAAAGUAAAUGCAAAUUUUUUAUCAACUAUUGUUCGUUAAAGGACUAUCCACAAUAAAAGCCAUAAAAUACAGUUUUUUCCUUCUUUGUGAUGACUGCGGGAACUGAACCCAUUUACUAAAAGAAAUCAAUUUCAGAAACAUAAAUUUUUAUUUAGAGAUAAUAGAAAAAACAACUCUGAAUAACUCAGGGAAUUUUUCCCAUUUGGUAGAUGUUUUUUCAGGAAGUCAUUUUAUCCUCUUUUUUUCUGUAUCUUUAUCACCUUUUUUUUUUCUCAUUGGUUCAUGUUGUGUGUUAUAUUUUUAUAAAUUCUGGUUAUCAUUUCUUUUUUUAUUUAUACUUUCCAUAUUUAUCCUUUUGCUAUUACGUUUCCUUUUUUUAUUUCUUUUCUUUCUGUUAUUCUGAAGCUAUUUUCUUGUGGCAUUUUUAUAAUUACUAGUUUUGAUGGGAAAUAAGUCAAAUUUAAAUGAUUUUAUUAACGUUUCGACGUCAAAAUCGGAUGCCGUUCUCAAAAUACAAAAAAAUAUUAAUGAAUUGAACAAAAAUGUUGAUGCUUAGUAAAAAAUUCGGCAAGUGAACUAGAACUUGUAAACAAGGAAAAACCAAAUAUUUGAUAAAACCCUCAAAAUGUUCAAUAGAGAAUUAAAAUUAACAACUACAGAUUUGAACAAGUCAAAGGAAUCACAUAUCUGGAAUCGAUAGUCAACACAACAAAUACGACAAGCAACGAAGUAGAAGUAUAAAAGUCGCAUAACCGCAAGGAACAGUACUCUCCAUUGUCUUCAGAAAGAUCUGAAAAAUACACAUCUGCACAACACAGACGAACAAAAAACGUUCAGUAAAGCUUAACAUUUACAAGACCUUCAUAAAUCGAUUGGGAUAUAUAGUGCUGAAAUACGGACUUAAUCCCAAAACGACGAGAGACUGUAAAAUUUUGGGACUGUCAAUAAAAAUGAGCUAUGACGCCGAUGGUAAAGCUUUGUAUUAUACCAGGCAAACACAGAUCCAGAUAUUGUAAAAUCAAAUAAAAUAAAGAGGCUUGGACACAUUGCUAGGAUAUAAGAUAAUGAGUACACAAAGAAAUUCACAUUCACAAACCCAAAGGUCAGAAAAAGUAGAGAAAAAACGCGUAGAAUAUGAAUUGAUGAUGUAGAAGAAGACCUUAAUAUUCUAAGGGUAAGAUGAAAUGAAUAUUCUAGGAAUCAACGGCGACUGGCGACUCUUCUGCGAGCAAGCCAAUAUCCAGAAGAAAUUACAGAUACUAUUCUGAUGAUGAUGAUUCACAUCAAAAAUACUUGGUUGGCACCUUCGCCAAAAACCAUGUUUUUAUAAUUACCUUCGAUAUAAAGUUCUUGUAAAUUUUCCAGUUGAUAAGGGCUUCAGUUCUUAAGAUUCAUAGUAUUAUUGUUGCAAAGCUACAUUCUGGGUAGUGAUCACUGAGAAAUGUUCGAGAAAACCCAUAAUUCCGCGGGUUCGAACUACUUAAGCUCCAAGAGUACUUUUCAUAGUCGGCAGGUUGUACUCACCGUUUUUAUUGUCCCUUUUAGCCUGGAAUGUUAUCCCUAGUAUGAUAAACUAAAUUUAUUUUCCAAUUUCGGCAUUCUCUAACCCUCGUAAGUUACUUACGUCUUAAAUCCUCAAAAUUAUUCAAUUACUACAGUAAGAUUUCAAAAAUAAAACUUGUUAUUAUAUCCCUUACCCUUUCUUCACAUAUCUAUUUGUUUUUUUGGUGUUUUCUUUAGUUUUUUGUUUCUUUUAUAUAACCAUUUAUACUUGUUCUUUUUUCCUCAUUUUCUCUAUCACCCUAUGUGCAGUCACUCGAGCGCUUUGGGGAACUAUUGGGUUGUGAAGAGUAGGUCCUAAAACCAAAAAAAGUUAAGUAAAGUUUUCCAUUUUAGUGGAGACUUGUCCAUUUUUAGUUUAAUUUUCCAUUUCAAAUAAUCGUUUUUUAGAUUAUAGCGCCAUCUAUCCAUAAUUCUAAAAAAAUCUCAAAUAAAAUUACUUACUUUUACGUAGGGAAUCCAAAUCUGCAAUAAAAAAUGGGGGCUCUCAUUAAAGAUUUUAAAGUACCUCCCCACCCCACCUCUGUGGGUUUCGUGUUUGGUGCCAUUCGAUAGAUUUCUCAAAAAUAUUCGAAAACGUGUUUUUUAAAAUUUUUCGAUCUAAUGUUCAUUUCUCGAAAUAUCGCGGGAUUCGUAUUUAAAAUAUUAAAUUUACCCCCACCCCUCUCCGUAAGAAGUCGUGUUUGGUAUCAUUCCAUAGAUUUUUGAAAAAUAUUGACUAGGUAUUUUUUAGUUUUUUGAUCUGUCAUUCAUUUCGCGAAAUAUUGGUUUUUUCCUUGUGAAAAUUUGGUACUCACCCAUUUCCUUCCGCCGCACUCAAAUGGUCAGAUUUUUUAAAUAUACACUGUUUUGCAUGUUCUUAACUUACUUUAUCGUUAUACAGUUUUAAGUUAUACACUGUUUUGCAUGUUCUUAACUUACUUUAUCGUAAUCUGACAAUUUUGAGUUUUUCUAAGGGUAGAUUUUUUUUCGGCCUCCCUUAACGAACUCCCCUGCAUUAAGAGCCAAUAUAUGGUAGAGGUACAUUUUCAGCGUACAAGGUUUCUCCCCAUGUAAUAAUCUGACGCGCUCGAGUAACUGCAAAAAUCCCCGCUUGGGCUCCUCUACCAUUAUAUCAUUAAGGGUAAACUGGGAUUUUGCUAAAAUAUUACUAUUUAGCAGGACCGAUUCGCAUGUACCGCAACUUGGUGCUAGAAAUGUUAGUUGCUUACCACUUAAUGGAUUACUUUUCAUCGACGAUUCGUAAUGCUCAGCAUUAGCAAAACAAAUUUAAGUCUAAUAAUAAAUACAUUUAAUUAUAGAAUUUUAAACAGAAAUAUUGUUAGAAAUCGCUUUUUUAUCUUUUAAUUUUUAAAAGUAAAAUGAUAGUGUACAGUGUACAUGAUAAAUCAAUGGAAUAAUAAUUAAUGAUCUAUUUUUGGUUCUAGUGUUGUAUACUAUGUACCAAAAAUAUUUUGAAAAAACCGUCUUAGUUAAUAAAAUAUUGUAAAUUUAAUAAUUACUUAAAUAUGCGUAAUACAAACGAAGCGAUAUAGAAUGUGAUGUAGGAUAUAAUUAUAAAUACUCUUUAUUUAAGGAAGUGACAAAAUUAACAUUUCUUCGAUAAAUCUCGAUGUAAAUAAGAUUUCUUUAUUUAGAGAACACAUAACUAUAAAAGUUAUUAUUUAAAAGAUAAAUAAUACAGGUUGUUGUAGGUGUUGAUCCAAUCUCGUAGCAUAAAAAAAGUUUGUGUCAUAGAUAUUUAUAAAAAAAUUUGAUUCACUGUUAAUUUCUGAAAUAAUAUUAGAAUUCUGUAAACUUAAGAGUAGUUAUUUUGAACGGAAGUUAUAUUUAAUCAUACAUAGCGAAUUCUAAAAAAAUAUUAAUAACUUCACUUGUAUUUGUUGACUUCUGAUAAUCGUAGAAUAGUAGUUAUAAACGGAAGAGAUUUGUAAGCCCACACGUUCAGGUGUUAAAUGAAUCAUAAUCAAUUCAAAACAUAAACGCAAGGUCGCUUAAGUUUUCUUACUGUAUAUAGUCACAUUUUUAAGGUACUCAUUUACAUAUUUAACCAUUUUCUAUGAAUUAAUGCAAUACUUCUGUUUCAAUAUCUGUCAUUAUAAAAUAAUUGUUGUUGUAACGGGCUCUUUGAACCCAAAAGUGAAUAUAUUACCUAUAAUAUUUAGACAAACUCAUACAUAAGUAAAAACUUCAAGUUGUAUACUGGUAUAAAAUGGUUUAUUAAAAAACUUCAUAAAAAGCCGUGCAAAACGUUUGCGUUCUAAUGCAGAACAUCUUCAGUGCCUAGAAUGAAGUAUUUGCAAGUUAGUUGAAGGCAAAAAAGUUAAAAUUGUGACUGUUAAUUAGAAAAAACAUGUGGAGAAUACUUAUAUUCUGCUGAGUAAUUGAUACUAGCACUGCUAUACUACAUGUAGUAUAUAUCUCUUUUUAUUAUAAUAAAUUAAAAUGUCAUCCUAUCAUUUUACAACCAAUGACGUCGCACUUUUAACCAUGGAUUAUACCAACCUUAAAUCCUACAAUCCAAAAGUUUUUUCUGGAAUGGAGAGUUGCUAAUUUAGACUUUAAAAUAGAUUCUAAUUUUGUAUACAAAUUUAAUUACAUUUUCAAACAGUUUUUAACAAUCAAUACAUUUUAAUCAAAAUCCGAACUUGAAUCUACACUUUUUGAAGUUCUUAACCAAAAAUUGACUUUGUCUUAUCUUGUCAUGUCAUAUUGAAAGUACAUUUCCUAUUUUAUCAGUUGGUUUGUGCCCAUUGAACUGGCAAAUACCUAGUUUUUCGAGCAGGGAAGCAUGUUGCCUUUUAAGCAUGUACUAUUUUAAUCUUUUAACAUCGACUGGUAUUCACCAUAUUUUAUUUAAAUAUAUCAUGUAAACCAUAUAUUAUACUGUUACCGCUCUUACUGGUGUGCUAGUUUCAACUACUCAGCAGAAUGUAAUUAUUCUCCACAUGUUUUUUCUAAUUAACAGUCAAAAUUUUAACUUUUUUGCCUUCAACUAACGUGGAAAUACUUCAUUCUAGGCACUGAAGAUGUUUUAGAACGAAAACGUUUUGCACGACUUUUUAUGAAGUUUUUUAAUAAACCAAUAGUUAAACCAAUAGAAUACCAGUAUACAACUUGAAGUUUUUACUUCUGUAUGAGUUUUUUUAAACUAAGGUAUACAUCCAACUAUUGGAAUUUUUCCAUUGAUUUUAUAAUAUUUAGGUUUGAAAUUGAUUCUGCUUUAUUUUUAAAAAGGUCUGUAGAACUAUGUUUUUCAUCCCACUAUUGUUUUUUUUUGCUUCUGCAAUAUAAGUAUUCCAUUUUUUUUUUAUUUUGACUGGCCGGUGUAACGUUAAAUUUUUACUCCGUUAAAUUUUUAUUUUAGACGUAUAACGUUAAAGCGUACUCUAUUUUUAACGUUAAUUUUAACGUUGUUCUGAAGCUAUUUUCUUGUGGCAUUUUUACAAUUUUAACUAUUUAGAAUGGGAAAUAAGCCACAAUAUUAUUAAAAAAUGAUUUUUA
Molecule: messenger RNA, 8092 nt
Organism: Diabrotica virgifera virgifera (western corn rootworm)
Lineage: Eukaryota; Metazoa; Arthropoda; Insecta; Coleoptera; Chrysomelidae
Product: helix-loop-helix protein delilah-like
Exons: 1
Coding region: 303-983 (226 amino acids)
Molecular function (GO): protein dimerization activity
Source: RefSeq, a predicted model, not a curated record